Molecule: messenger RNA, 1409 nt
Organism: Scheffersomyces coipomensis
Lineage: Eukaryota; Fungi; Ascomycota; Pichiomycetes; Serinales; Debaryomycetaceae
Product: mitochondrial 37S ribosomal protein uS5m
Exons: 1
Coding region: 216-1298 (360 amino acids)
Biological process (GO): translation
Cellular component (GO): ribosome
Molecular function (GO): structural constituent of ribosome; RNA binding
Source: RefSeq, a predicted model, not a curated record
UCUUCUAUAUCAAUCUCUUACUGUAUUAUAUAUUUGCAGUAAUCGUGUGAGAAAUCAUUUCCGGGUAAUUUUUAUUUUUCUUAGCAGUUUCUUAGUGAGUGAGAAAAAAAAUUUAUAGCACCAAAAGGUUCUUUGAAAAAUUGAAAAAUUAGACGUUGAAAACUGAAUUGAUAGGUUCUAAAAACGAUUAGAACUACCUUAAGAUUUACGGCAGUAUGAUAAGAUCAACUAUUCAUCAUACUCCAGCUGGAUACAGUGGUAGUAGUAUAAUAAGAAGGUUUCUUUCCUCAAGUUCUAGAAUAAAUCAAGAUGCCUCAAAAUCAUCAUCAAACAAAGAACAAUCAUCAUCAUCAUCAUCCAAAUCAAAUAAUAACAAUAAUAGCACAAACAUACCCACAUCAGAUAAUAAAGUGACAGAUCAUGUUCAAUUCUUAAAACAAUACUAUACUCCUGAAUUAUUACAAAGUAUUCAAAUCACCGAAUCAUUAAUUGAUCCAAACGAUGUCUUACAAUUAAAAAUGCGAGGAUUUAGAGGGAAUUCAAAAGUUAAACCAACUGAUGAAUUUUCCGAUUAUAGUACUAAUGAUCCAAUAUGGGAUGAACCUAUUGUAUAUCCUAAUCAAGCAUCCAAACGUACUCCAUACCCUGCCAUUCCUAAUGCCAGAGCUGCUGAUAGAUCUGAUUUACAUUUAAGAUUUGUUGAUAAAACAACUAAUGAAAAGAAAGUUACCUCUUUAAGAACUACUCGUCAAAUUGCCGAUGAUUUAUCAAAAUUAACUGGGUUAGAUGCAAGAUAUAUCAGAAAUUUAUAUAUCAGACCUAUCAUUAUGAAAAGAGUUUCAUUAAAGACUUCUAAAGGUAAUAUUCCAAAUUUCUUUGUUUUAACUGUUGCUGGAGAUAGAAAUGGUACUAUUGGUUUAGGAAUUGGUAAAUCAAGAGAUGGGAUCAGAACUGCAGCUGUCAAAGCUCAUUGGAAUGCAGUUAAGAAUUUAACUCCAAUUCCAAGAUAUGAAGAUCGUACUAUAUUAGGGGAUUUUGAAUAUAAAUAUCAUGCUGUUAAAUUAUUUAUGAAAUCUGCUCCAGCUGGGUUUGGAUUAAGAGUUAAUCAAAAUAUCUUUGAAAUUUGUCAAGCUGCUGGUAUUAAAGAUUUAAGAGGUAAAGUUUAUAAAUCAAGAAAUCCCUUAUUGGUUGCAAAAGGGUUUGUUGAAGCUUUAACUAAACAAAGAUCAAUUGAAGAUUUGGCUGCUGGUAGAGGUAAGAAGAUUGUAGAUUUAAGAAAAGUUUAUUAUUCUCAUUAAUCUCAUUCUGCAUAACAUUAUAUCAUAUCAUAUCAUAUCACAUUAUAUAGGUAAAUUAUAUACUUGUACAUAACAAUCAAUAUACUUAUAAAUACAUUCAUAAAUUUAUAA